AUGGUGGCGUUAUCAACUCUUUCGGGGCUCAGUGCCCUUCCCUUUCUGUUUUCUCUGGUUCAGAAUGUGUAUGGUGUUUCUCUUGAAGUUUCCACAGAGAAAGGAAACUCGUCUAGCCCUAUCUUGUAUGGCUUCAUGUUCGAAGAUAUCAACCACUCUGGGGACGGAGGUAUUUACGGACAGUUGCUGCGCAAUAAUGGCCUGCAGGGAAGCAAGCCUGGCCUAACUGCGUGGGCUGCCGUUGGCGAUGCCACCAUCGCCGUUGACGCACAGAAUCCCUUGACCGAGGCGAUCCCGCAUAGUUUAAAGCUCGACGUCAAACAGGGUGCUUCCGGUGCUGUUGGAUUCACCAACGAAGGUUACUGGGGAGUCCCGGUAGAUGGAAGCGAGUUCUUGAACACGUUCUGGAUCAAGGGCAACUUCUCCGGCGACAUCACGGUUCGACUGGUGGGCAACAACACUGGUACCGAGUAUGGCUCGACGAAGAUCUCGCAAUCCUCGAACUCAAGCAACUUCACCAAAGUUUUGGCAAAGAUUCCUACCAAGAAGGCUCCUGAUGGUGCUGUUCUCUAUGAGCUCACCGUUGACGGAGCGUCGGUUGGUGGUUCCUCAUUGAACUUUGGGCUCUUUGAGCUUUUCCCUCAGACUUACAAGUCACGGUCUAAUGGGCUCAAGCCUCAGGUGGCUCAGCCAUUGGCAGACAUGAAGGGAUCUUUCUUGCGAUUCCCUGGAGGUAACAAUCUUGAGGGAGCAAGCGAAGCCAGGAGAUGGAAGUGGAAUGAAACGAUCGGUCCCGUGGAAAACCGUCCCGGACGCCAAGGCGACUGGUCAUACUACAACACAGACGGGCUGGGCCUUGAUGAGUACUUUUACUGGUGCGAGGAUAUGGGGCUUACCCCUGUCCUGGGUGUUUGGGCUGGCUUUGCUUUGGAGUCCGGUGGCAACACACCGAUCACUGGCGACGCCCUGAAGCCUUACAUCGAUGAUUACGUUCUUGGUGACGCAAGCACGAAAUAUGGCUCCCUUCGUGCAUCGUACGGGCGCAAGGAACCCUGGAAACUUACCAUGGUGGAGAUCGGUAAUGAGGACAUGCUAGGCGGCGGUUGUGAAUCCUAUGUGGAGCGCUUCACGGCUUUUUCCGAUGCGAUCCACGCUGCCUAUCCGGAUCUUACCAUCAUCGCUAGCACCGACCAAUCAUCAUGUCUUCCCAGUAAGCUGCCAGAAGGCGCUUGGGUCGACUACCAUAACUACAAUACCGCCGAUAACCUCGUGAAGCAAUUCAGCCAAUUCGAUAACAAGGAUCGAUCCGUCCCGUACUUCAUCGGGGAGUAUUCGUGCCAGCAGGACAACGCGUGGCCCUUCAUGCAGGGAUCCGUUGCUGAGGCCGUGUACAUGAUCGGUAUUGAGAGGAACAGCGAUGUGGUUAAGAUGGCGGCAUAUGCCCCUCUUUUGCAACUGCCGAACCUCAUUGCCUUCACACAGAACCCCAGCACGGUCAUUGAAACUACCAGCUACUAUGUGCAGCAGAUGUUCUCUGUGAACCGUGGAGACACUAUCCACAACGUGACGUCUGAUUCUGCCUUCGGGCCUGUUUACUGGGUUGCCUCCAGUGCUGACGACAAGUAUUACGUGAAAUUGGCCAACUACGGAGCUGAUACCCAGGAGAUCACCGUUACAAUCUCCGGGAAGACGGGCGGCAAAUUGACAGUUCUUGCCGACAGUGACCCGAAGGCGUUCAAUUCUGAUACCCAGACUCUGGUUACACCCAGUGAGUCGGAUAUGAAGGCGACGAAUGGCAAGUUCACUUUCACGCUGCCGGCUUGGUCGGUGGGUGUUCUUGCUGCUCAUUGA
Aspergillus oryzae RIB40 is the source of this 1851-nucleotide messenger RNA. RefSeq lists its product as uncharacterized. Gene Ontology annotation, biological process: L-arabinose metabolic process. NCBI's taxonomy places the organism in Eukaryota, Fungi, Ascomycota, Eurotiomycetes, Eurotiales, Aspergillaceae. Gene Ontology annotation, molecular function: alpha-L-arabinofuranosidase activity. The record is from RefSeq and is a predicted model, not a curated record. The transcript has 7 exons. Bases 1 to 1851 code for a protein of 616 amino acids.